Molecule: messenger RNA, 1352 nt
Organism: Anarrhichthys ocellatus (wolf-eel)
Lineage: Eukaryota; Metazoa; Chordata; Actinopteri; Perciformes; Anarhichadidae
Gene: mrpl23
Product: mitochondrial ribosomal protein L23
Exons: 5
Coding region: 89-553 (154 amino acids)
Biological process (GO): mitochondrial translation
Cellular component (GO): mitochondrial large ribosomal subunit; ribosome
Molecular function (GO): structural constituent of ribosome
Source: RefSeq, a predicted model, not a curated record
UACUUCUAUGCACGCGUAGAUUUUGACAACCUUAGAAAGACUACAAAACAACUACCUGGCAGCUGUGUCGGAACAAACCUCUCCAGUAAUGCCAGUAACAAGACUACUAUACCCUCUCUACCAGCUGGGAAACCCUCAGCUGAGGAUCUUCAGACCCAGCUGGUUCCUGACCCUGGUGAGGCCCGGGAAGGAGCAGCCUCCUGACACCGUCCAGUUUCGCAUCCCAAUGGAAAUGACCAAGUGUGACGUAAAGAACUACCUGGAGAAGAUCUAUAACGUCCCCAUAGGAGCAGUCCGCACCAGGAUACAGUUUGGCUCCAACAAGAAGAGGAAUCAUCUCAACCAGAAGGUGAAGCAGCCUGACUAUAAAGUAGCCUACGUUCAGCUGGCCCAGGAACAGACGUUCACCUUCCCGGACAUCUUCCCAGAAAAGGAGCGGGCGGCCUCAGAGGGCUCCAUGGACGAGCUGCAGGAGCAGUUCAUGGAGAACGAGAAGCAGAGGCAGAAACUCGACCCCAGGAGAGGAGGGGUCACGGAGUGGUUCGGACUGUGAGACAGCCACCUGACCGUGAACUCUGAGCUGUUUCAUUGGGAGCAACGUGUAUUGAUUCACGCCACUGUUGUGAUGUCACUUCUAUUUCUGUAAGAAAGAAUCACAAGUGUGUAGUAAAGAAGAAUCAGCAUGUGUGUGGGAGACUUGUGUGUGUUUGUGAGGCUUCGGUCCAGUAACCCGAGCCAGAACUGAAACGCAGGAAGGAGAGUGGCCCGGCUCCAUCGUUCAUGAAACCAGCCCAUCGUACAGAAUCACCAUCACCUCAGAUGACCUCCUCUUCUUCCUCCCCCCACCCUUCCUGUUCCACAUCCUUCUCCUUUUACCCCUCCUCUUUGACAACAGUACCUCUGCACCUUUUCUUUCUUUUUCUCGUCUUUCCUUGGGAGUUUCCUUUCCUCCUCGUGUGUCUCCUCUGCUGUCCCUCCUUCACUUUGUCCCUCUCCUACGCUCCUCUUCCUCUACCACGCUGGGGAGGGGUAUGCGGUGGCAUCCCUAGUAGCCCCGACUCUCAGCCAGUUGGAUCAGACUACCUGGACAACCCACAUCCUUUCCUCUUUUAUGAGUUUGCCUUGGAUUAAUUGACCACUUUAGGUAAACAACAAUUGAGUUGUUGUUUCAGCAAAGCAACGACAUGGAAUUUGCCGGAGUGUUUUAUUAUUUUGCGGUAGCACCUCUUGCCAUCAAUCUUGAGAGAUUGUACCCAGUGUUUAUGUGUGUUCGCCUAGCAUGCAGGACUUGCCAGUGAAUCUGUCUAAUUGUAAGUGCUGUUGGAAUAAGAGCUAAUAAAUGGUCACUUGUC